AUGAAGACCACAGCUACUCAGAACGAAACCGCUAACUACUCGAGAAUACCGGAGUUUGAAGCGCUGCAGACCCAAGCGCAAUCCUUCAAUAAUGCAGCCGGAGAACUGCAAGACGUUGAAGCGAGUGUUACUCCGGAGCAGCUUUCCCAAGUCAGGGGGCCUCAAGAGAGCCUUUACGUCCAUCAUUCUCAGCAGACUGGAGUUUGGGCCAGCAGUUGGCAACCGCCCCAAGCGCUCGAAGGCUCUCCCUAUCAUCUCAAAUACCAGGACAUCAACCUCCUUCCGCGCUAUAGGGACUAUACCCCUUCUCCUACCCCUGAAUAUGGAGAAACUCUGGAAGAGAGGAUCCGUGGAGUCGGAGCCCAUUUAACGGAGUUUGAACCGAUGCAUGCAAGAAGCGAUAGUAAUGGCAGCCAGAAGUCAGUCAUAUCCAUCUUUGAUGGGAGUCAGCGCUCUGGCGCUGCUCCGCAGGCUGCUGCUGGGACCGACAACUCUCCAGCAGAGACGGCUCCAUUGGAGCAGACAACCGCCCCUAAAUUCCGGCCUUACGCCUGCCAGCUGUCGAAAGGAUUCAGGAGGAGGAUUCCAUUCCGCUUACUCCCGCCAGGACUCUCGUCCCAGAACCGUUCAUACGAUGUCGCUGACCAUCGAACCGAGUCCUUCAAGUCGAAGAGGAAGCAGUUGCCGAGUCCUUCUCGCGCUGCUGGCGCAAGCAAGAGGUACAAGACGCGGAAGAUACAGAAUAACAGGGAUUCAGACAGCGCUGUGCAGCCGGGGAAGACCAAAGCUCCCCUCAGCGGAAAGAAAAGUCUCAACAAUGGAGACCAGACUGAGAAGGGUACUCAGUUUCCCGAGAAAGCCAGGAGGAAGUAA
This is a messenger RNA of Thermochaetoides thermophila DSM 1495, 873 nucleotides long. RefSeq lists its product as uncharacterized. Bases 1 to 873 code for a protein of 290 amino acids. The transcript is spliced from 2 exons. The record is from RefSeq and is a predicted model, not a curated record. Lineage: Eukaryota; Fungi; Ascomycota; Sordariomycetes; Sordariales; Chaetomiaceae.